Molecule: messenger RNA, 1538 nt
Organism: Tarenaya hassleriana
Lineage: Eukaryota; Viridiplantae; Streptophyta; Magnoliopsida; Brassicales; Cleomaceae
Exons: 14
Coding region: 22-1410 (462 amino acids)
Source: RefSeq, a predicted model, not a curated record
CCAAAGAGUUCGGUCGGAGAAAUGUCAGAUUGGAAUUUCAAUGGGAAUCAGACUCCUCCGUUUGUUCCCUUAUCGAGUCUUAAUCCAUCCCCGACUUAUCUGGCAGAUCCUAAUUUUUUGAGGAGAAUGACGGAGGAGAUGGAGAGGAACGGAGCGUUCAACACAAACGAAAGGCCGUACAUUCCUCUUCGGCCUGACGUCUCUGAUGGGAGCCGCCCCCAAGCAGCAGCUGACAUUGCACCUCUCAGAAUGCUCUUCCCUCUUCUUCGCCAUAACCCCAACUCCGUUCGCGGAACUGUCCCCUCUUCAACUAUUCGUCCGCCACAAAAUACAACUUCUCAGGGGAAUACGAUCCCAAUAGGAGGGUAUCCGUUCAGGGCAGUGCGACGAAAUGGGCCGGUCCUUGACGUCGAACCUAUUCCAAUGAUCGCCCAUGAGAGCCACACUGGCCCCAUCCGCCAUAAACCUACCUCCUCGAGGAAAAUAGGACAUCCGUUCAGGAGGGCAACACAAAAUCGACCUGUGGUUAAUUUUAAUCGAACUAUAGCCUCUGGGAGCUACGAUGGCCCUACCCACUUCAACAAUGAGCCAAAUAUUCUGGAAUCUAGCUCUAAUGACAACCACAGGAGAGCGAUGCAGCCGACUCCACCUAUAGUAAUUCCUGACAACGAAUCCGGCGGCUACAUAGAUGAGGAACUUCACUUCCAUGGCCCUAUUACAAUGCAACAAGUUUUAGGAAACGGAUCAUCCCAAAAUGAACCUCGCACUAGUAACUCGACUCUGAUGCAACCGAUUUCAAGUGUUUUAUCACCCCAAAGUGUAUCGACCUACACCUAUGAGGUGCCUAGUUCUCGAAACCAGGCUCCAAUGCGGCAAGUUUCAGGUUUCCUAUCACCGCAAAGGGAAUUGAACCAAGCUACCCGCAACUAUGAGAUGAGUCAUGAACCAACUCAAUUGCAGCAAAAUCCAGGUGCUUUAGUACCCCAUAGUGCACCUACCUACAACUAUGAGCCUUGCUCUGGAAUCCCCACCCCAAUGCAUCCAAUUUCAAAUGUUCAGUCAUCCCAGAGUGUACCGACUCUAGUGGCCUGCCACUUCGAGUGUUAUAACAACAAUAACAAUAACAAAAUGGAAGAACAAAUGAACAUGAACCCCAUGGAGGGGGAAUUAGGCUUUAUGGAGCAAAGUUUUAUCCCUAUGGAGUCUCAGAUGGGGAACAAUGCUACCGGCAUUCCGCAUUAUAACAAUGAUUUUGGGGGAUUAAGCAGUGUUGCCGCGGCGGACUUGGGAACCUCAUCCAACGCCAAUGGAGAGAGAUGGAAUGAUGAAGAAGACGCGGCUGGUACUACUGAGAGCUUUAUCGAUGACGACUUCUUCAAAGGCUUGGAGUUCCCGUGGAAUUUCUUCUAACCAACUCCUCUGCAUUGGCACCUUGCUUUGUUCUUUUAUUUGGACCUUGCCUUUUUUUUUGCAUUUUCCGCUUCCAUUAGACUUAAUUUGGUACCUUUGGCGUUUUUAAUACUCGCCUCCAUUUAUUA